Lolium perenne is the source of this 1172-nucleotide messenger RNA. The record is from RefSeq and is a predicted model, not a curated record. NCBI's taxonomy places the organism in Eukaryota, Viridiplantae, Streptophyta, Magnoliopsida, Poales, Poaceae.
UGGUCUGAAGGAGGAGGAUGAGACGGUCAAGGUACUGCACCAGGCUGCUAAUGAUGCUAAUGCCGCUCUUGUUGACGCUAAUAUAUCAGUUAUUGAUGCCAAUGACACUGAGGGUGCAGCCUUACCUAUUGAUGAUAUUGGACCCAUGGAGGAAUUCACUUUCUUUGAUAGAGAUAAUCCAGAGAUGGCCGUGGGUGACACUUUUCCUUCAAUGGAUACCUUUAGAAUGGCACUCAAACACUAUGCUAUCAAAAGGGAGUUUGACAUAAAAAUUAUGAUGUCUCAGCCAAAAGAAGUAUAUGGCUAAUUGCAAGAAGUUUGAAGAAGGUUGUCCUUGGAAGAUUACGGCCAAGAAGAAGCAAGUGGGCACUACUGUGGUAGUGACUGAGUUGGAGGACAAGCAUAUGUGCGCCUCUAGAAGCAGGAAGAAAACUAGUAUGGCAUCGCAGAGCUGGGUUGCUGAAAGAGCAGAAAUAAUCAUGAAGAAUGGCCCAGAGAUGAGUGCUACUGACAUACAAAAGAAGCUUCAGAGUGACUACAAUGUGAAGGUUCCAUAUCAUACUGUUUAUAAGGGUCGACAAAGAGCUAUUGUUGAUCUAUAUGGGAGCUGGGAAGAAAGCUUUCGAUUGUUGUACAACUUCAAAGCAGAGAUUGAGCUGAGGUCACCCUGGAGUGUUGUAGAGAUUGCCACCAAGGAAGUUGAAGGUAAAACGUUUUUUGACAAGUUCUUCAUUGCGUUUAAGCCAUGCAUAGAUGGAUUUUUGAGUGGGUGUAGACCAUACUUAAGUAUAGGCUCAACUCAUUUAAAUGGUAAGUGGAAUGGACACCUAGCCACAGUCACAACUUUGGACGGACAUAAUUGGAUGUUUCCUGUAGCUAUUGGAUUUUUUGAUGCUGAAACUAGAGAAAACUGGACCUGGUUCACGAGCCAACUAAAGAAGGCAAUAUGCAAUCCUCCUAUAUUGGCUAUAUGCACAGAUGUGUGCAAAGACUUAGAAAAUGCAGUGAAGACUGUUUUUCCAAAUGCCGAGCAAAGAGAGUGUUUUAGGCACCUUAUGGGAAAUGCGAACAGCAACAAGAUGGCCCAGAAUCCAUGCAAACUGAUGGCUCUCCCUUCAAAUUCCUUCCACCAGCUCCAGUGGUUCUCUUUUGCCAGAGCUCGCCACCCCUGA